Messenger RNA from Lycium ferocissimum, 934 nucleotides. RefSeq lists its product as uncharacterized. The transcript is spliced from 2 exons. The record is from RefSeq and is a predicted model, not a curated record. Bases 290 to 934 code for a protein of 214 amino acids. Lineage: Eukaryota; Viridiplantae; Streptophyta; Magnoliopsida; Solanales; Solanaceae.
AGUUGAGACUGAAUGGUGCAACAAGACCAAAAGAAUGUUUCAACACUAUCUCAAUGAGUUUGACUUCAAUUAGCCCAUAUGAAAUUUUUUCUAAUGGAAGAAUUAUGACUAAGAAGGGAAAUAUUUGUGCUCAUCUGCAACAUUUGUAGCAUGACAAGCUAGAAAGCGCUUAAAGCACCAAAUGUAUGAAAUGAGUAGGUCACAAGCAUGCAAAAACACUCAUGACCACAAAGCAUAAAUUCAUACACUAUUUUCUUACAACUUCAUUAUCCUAAUUGAAAACUUGUUAAUGAAAAUGCACACUCUCAAGUUCACUUGGGCUUUUGCAUCACUUCUAAUUAUUUUUACAUUGUUCCCAAUAGCAACAUGUCAUUUUCCACAAUGUUCAUUUGAGGGGAUAAACUUGGAAAAAUGCAUGGAUCAAGGCAAAAGUACUCCAACAUCUUUUAAUUCUUGUUGCAAUGCACUCAAUCAAGUGAUUCAAGCAGGAUAUUAUUGCUUGUGUGCAAUAUUAGGCUCUUCUAGUCCUCUUAUAAAAGCCUCACUAGUGCUGCCUUUGUCUAAUUGCUUCAUCGCAAUACCUCCAUUGACACAAUGCCAAGCAUUUGAAGCAAUGGUUCCUCCUGUACAAGAAAUGAAGCCACCACCAAGUAGACCAAUACCAGUUUUUUUGCCUCCAAAAGAGCCACCACCAUCACCACUACCAUCUGUUCCAAAGGACUUGGUGCUGCCAUUGCCACCAAACAUGGAUGAUACUCCAGUUCUAAAUUCUAGUAGACAUCAUCAUAAUGUUACAAUUCAGUCACCAGAAUUGAAAAUUCCUUGUAAGGAAGGAUAUUUGACAUCAUUUGGUGGAGAUAGCAGGAAAAUUAUGUUGUAUGCAAGGGUCAUUGUGCUCAUAGUGUCAACACUUCAUGUAAUGCUUAACUCUUAA